Messenger RNA from Hansenula ciferrii, 1383 nucleotides. RefSeq names its product mRNA (N6-adenosine)-methyltransferase (gene IME4). Gene Ontology annotation, cellular component: nucleus; RNA N6-methyladenosine methyltransferase complex. The coding region runs from base 1 to 1383 and encodes 460 amino acids. The record is from RefSeq and is a predicted model, not a curated record. Gene Ontology annotation, molecular function: mRNA m(6)A methyltransferase activity. Lineage: Eukaryota; Fungi; Ascomycota; Saccharomycetes; Phaffomycetales; Wickerhamomycetaceae. The transcript has a single exon.
AUGAUUGAUUUUCAAUUAAUAUCAUUCUUAAAAGAUCACCAUAGACUACUCAUAAACCAACCAAUCAAUGGAUGUAUCUACACAAUUUUCACGCUUUUCAAGAAUCAAUAUAAUGGUGGUAUUGAAUAUGAAGAAUUUAUUAAAAAAUUAAAUCUUUUAAUUAAAAUUGAUCCAUUUAUAAUUCAAUUCAGAUCUAAUACAAACCAGGAAGAAAUUGAAUUCAUAAAUACUUUAAAUCUAGAUAUAUUAUUGCAAAAAUUGAAUAAUUCAAAUGAAAUUUCAAACCCAAUUAUAAAGAAAGAAUCAUCAACAUCACAAUUAGAUCAAUUACAAGAUUUAUUAAAACCAAAUAACAACCCAGAUUUAAUAAAAUUAUACUCCCUUAUCAACUACACAUCAACUUCUACAAAAUUAUCAAAAGAAAAAUUAAAAUUCACAACCCCCAAGUAUCCAUUCAUUGAAAUUUGUAAUAAUCAACAACAUAUUCAUCUAACAAAAACCAACACCCAAUGUUUCCAAACCAAAAUACAUUUCAUCCCAUUGAUUAAAAACCAUACAGAUGCCUCUUUAGGUGAUUGUUCUUAUUUAGAUACAUGUCAUAAAAUGGAUACAUGUCGUUAUAUUCAUUAUCAAAAACAUAUACCACAAGAAUACCUAAACUCUGUGGAACAAAAAUGUAAUGAAUUUAAUUCCACCAUCAUCAAAAACCAAAAAACAUCAUUUUGGAAUAUUAAUGGAUCUACAGCAACAAUUUCAAGACCAGUAUUACCACCACAAUGGAUAAAUUGUGAUGUUCGAAAAUUUGAUUUCUCAAUAUUGGGGAAAUUUGCAGUUGUUAUAGCAGAUCCUGCUUGGAAUAUUCAUAUGAAUUUACCUUAUGGAACUUGUAAUGAUACUGAAUUAAAUUCAUUACCAUUAAGUUCAAUACAAGAUGAAGGUAUUAUUUGUCUUUGGGUCACUGGUAGGACUAUUGAAAUUGGUAAAAAAGCAUUGGUUAAUUGGGGGUAUAAAGUUUCAAAUGAAAUUAUUUGGAUAAAGACAAAUCAAUUGGGUAGAACUAUAUGUACAGGAAGAACAGGUCAUUGGCUAAACCAUUCCAAAGAACAUUUAAUCAUUGGUAUAAAAGGUUCUCCCAAUUGGUUAAAUAAAAAUUUAGAAACUGAUAUCCUAGUUAGUGGAACUCGUGAAACUUCAAGAAAACCUGAUGAAUUAUAUGGAAUGAUGGAAAGAUUAGUUGGACCUCAUGCACGUAAAUUAGAAAUAUUUGGUAGAGAUCAUAAUACAAGAUUUGGUUGGUUUACUAUUGGGAAUCAAUUAAAGGGGAAUCAAAUUGUGGAGCAUGAUGUUUUGAAGAGGUAUGAGACUAGUAAGAUGAGGGGGUAA